Xenopus laevis (African clawed frog) is the source of this 5086-nucleotide messenger RNA. It is a transcript of the gene tbx3.L, whose product is annotated as T-box 3 L homeolog. Gene Ontology annotation, molecular function: RNA polymerase II cis-regulatory region sequence-specific DNA binding; DNA binding; DNA-binding transcription factor activity, RNA polymerase II-specific. The transcript is spliced from 7 exons. NCBI's taxonomy places the organism in Eukaryota, Metazoa, Chordata, Amphibia, Anura, Pipidae. Gene Ontology annotation, biological process: cell fate specification; regulation of DNA-templated transcription; positive regulation of DNA-templated transcription. The record is from RefSeq and is a predicted model, not a curated record. Gene Ontology annotation, cellular component: chromatin; nucleus. Bases 1359 to 3497 code for a protein of 712 amino acids.
AAAACAACAUAACAUACAGCUGGAACAAUCCUGAUCUCUGUGCGACAAUAAGUCCCUACAUUUAUUCAAGUAUAGACGGGUAUGUAGGGGAGCGGGAGUGAGCAGCACAGAGGCAGAGCCAAUUACAGUAGCAAGCAUUGGCGUGAGCGCACAAUAAAUUGGCAGUUGCGCUCCCCCGGGCAAUCAGUGCGCCGCGCUUCCCGCAGGGAUCGGUUGGAGGCAGCGCUCGCAAGUUAUGGGAAUGUUCUUGGGUCUCGGUCCAACCCACAAGUGGCCCGAGUUGCUCGCACUUAUCCUUCCUGCCAUUGUGACGGGACAAGGCGAUGAAAUGGGAGUCCCACUGAGAGGCUGCUGAUAAGUCAGUAUUGAAGUUGGCCGCAGAGGCUGCUGUGGAGGAGGCAGCGCCAGAGUAGCUGCAGAUGGAGUGUCAGGGAAAAGCCUCCCCUGUGUGCACACUCACUCCCCUCCCCCUCCCCCGUGCAUGUGUUUUCUCUCCCUUUGCUAGCUAGCCACCUAGAGGUAAGUGCCUUUCCCUGGCAGCAGUGACUGAAUAGCUCGCUGUGUUCUUCCAGCCCCCGCUACACCUUCCUGCCGUGUCCCCUCCCAUCCGAUCAUGUUGACAUAUUCACACGGCAUUAUGUAGUAGUGAUGCUUUGCUGCGACGCUACAGCUUCCGACACCUUCUUUUUAUAAGUCAGCCCUGUCCCCAUCCAGCAGACCUGUCAAAACCCCGCCUAUGGAGCCACACAAUUGGUCCGAAAGCGUCAAAGGGCCAAUCAAGUAGGUCUGGGCUCCUCGCAUUGCCACAACACAUCCCUGGGAUAUGGUGUAAGGAGAGGCUCCAUUCACUCACACACAGGAUACUUGAAGCGGGACUGUCUCUUUCCUCUGUCUUUUCUCUCCCACCCUCUCCUCUUCCUCUGUAACCCCAGCUCCCUCUCUCCUCUCUCUCUCUCUUCUCACACUGGCACAUUCUGCGGGAAGGGAGGCUGCUAUUUAUUAAAAAGAAAGACAAAGGGAAGCAAUCCAUUUGGGGGAACAGCGGAAGCACGAGAGUGCAGUACAAAAUAGACAUCUGCAUCUUCACUCUUAAUCCUUACCUGGAGCUGUGACAGCCACUGGGGCUGCCGGAGAAGUUGCUGCUUGUCCAGACAACACGAACUGUCCCAUUCUCUCUGAUCUCCGCACAAGUGAAACUCUUGGAAGAGGAUACUUGACCGGGGAAUUUCUUCUCUGUAUUCGACACCCUGAGAAGUAGCCGGUAGUUUGUUGUGUCAGUGCUUGUUUUUGCCACUUUAAUGUGCCCGUGAAGAUCCUUCACUGGACUGGACUGAGCCCCGAGCUGUGAGAUAAAGUGAAUGAAUUUACCCAUGAGAGAUCCAGUAAUUUCAGGGUCAGGCAUGGCUUACCAUCCAUUCCUAUCCCAUAGGGCACAAGACUUUGCAAUGAGUGCUGUUCUUGGACACCAACCUCCCUUUUUUCCAACUCUGGCUCUGCCACCCAAUGGGGCUGCUCUUUCCCUUCCUGGUGCCCUGGCCAAGCCCAUCAUGGAUCAAUUAGUGGGUGCCGCAGAGACUGGCAUCCCCUUUUCAUCUUUGGGUCACCAGGCAGCUGCUCAUUUGAGGCCUCUUAAAACCCUUGAACCAGAAGAAGAAGUUGAAGACGAUCCAAAAGUCCACCUGGAAGCCAAGGAUCUCUGGGAACAGUUCCACAAAAGGGGAACAGAGAUGGUCAUCACAAAAUCUGGGAGGAGAAUGUUCCCCCCAUUUAAAGUGAGGUGCUCUGGUUUGGACAAGAAAGCCAAAUACAUUCUGCUGAUGGACAUUGUGGCUGCAGAUGACUGCAGAUAUAAGUUCCAUAAUUCCCGAUGGAUGGUGGCUGGAAAAGCAGACCCCGAAAUGCCCAAACGAAUGUAUAUCCAUCCAGACAGCCCGGCCACUGGGGAGCAAUGGAUGUCCAAAAUUGUGACCUUCCAUAAACUCAAACUGACCAACAAUAUCUCGGAUAAACAUGGAUUUACUAUUUUAAACUCCAUGCACAAAUACCAACCCAGGUUCCACAUAGUGAGAGCUAAUGACAUUCUGAAAUUACCCUACAGCACAUUCAGAACUUAUGUGUUCCCUGAGACAGACUUCAUUGCAGUGACUGCAUACCAGAAUGAUAAGAUCACUCAAUUAAAAAUUGAUAACAAUCCCUUUGCCAAAGGCUUCCGUGACACUGGGAAUGGCAGGAGAGAAAAGAGGAAACAGCUUGCGAUGCAGUCCAUGAGAUCAUAUGAUGAGCACCAGAAGAAGGAUAAUGGGAGUUCGGAUGAGUCCUCUAGUGAACAGACUGCGUAUAAAUGUUUUGCUCAAACUUCUUCCCCAACUGCGCCUGCAGUGGGCACCUCCACCCUCAAAGGUGUGCCCCCCAGUGAUGGGGAGAGUGACGAGGAGAGUAGGGAUGAGGGAGGGCCGGACACAGGCGAAUCUACCAAGAUCUCCACUACAACCAGUGAGGAUUGCAGGGAGUUGGCCAGUCCCCCCAGGGCCCCGCUCUUCCCAUCAGAUUUGGGCAGCAGCAGCAGGAGCAAGGAGCAGAGCGGCAGGACGGGAAAAAGUUCCCCGGACUCCCGGCACAGCCCAGGCCACAUCACCUCCAGCAGCAGCAGCAGUAGCAGGAUCCUGAGCAUCGAGGAGCUGAAAAGCCCCACCAGAGACUCCCAAAAAGCAGAAGAGUCCCAGCGCUCCAAGGAGAGUUACCCCCCUCUCACUGUGCAAACAGACAGUAGCGCCCACCAUCUGAGCCAGGGGCAUCUGCAGAACCUCGGCUUCCCUCCAGGACUAACUGGGCAGCAGUUCUUUAACCCACUGGGCGCCUCACACCCUCUGCUCUUGCACCCAAGUCACUUUGCAAUGGGAGGGGCUUUUUCCAAUAUGGCUGCUGGCAUGAACCCACUUCUGGCCUCAGUUUCAGCAGCAUCAACUGGGGUGAGCAGUAUAGACUCUGCCAUCAUGGCAUCUUCCUCUCAAGGGCUGAUGGGCUCUUCUGCACUGCCUUUCCAUCUGCAACAGCAGGUCUUGGCCUCACAGGGCCUGGCAAUGUCUCCCUUCGGAGGGCUGUUCUCCUACCCUUAUACAUACAUGGCCGCGGCUGCUGCAGCCUCCUCUGCUGUGCACAGACACCCUUUUCUUAACGCCGUGCGCCCCAGGCUCAGGUACAACCCGUACUCAUUCCCUAUGCCCUUUGCAGAAGGCAACAGCCUGCUCACCACUGCCCUGCACUCCCUGCCCAACGGCGCGCUGGAUGGCAAAGCCAGUCUCCUCUCCAGUCCGGCCGCUACUGCUCUGGACACUGAACUGACCAGCAGAUCCACCACCCUGUCUACUGGCUCCGUCUCAUUAUCCCCAAAGCUGUGCCUAGAGAAGGAAGCAAGCAGUGAGCUCCAGAAUAUUCAGCGGCUAGUAAGUGGGCUGGAUUCGAAGCAGGAGCGGUCAAGGAGCGGUUCCCCUGACUGAGCCCUGUGGGCAGAACUAUCAACCUAGUCCUGAUGGUCUCAUUCCAGUUCCAGACUGGCAGUGCACUUUGUGUUGGGCACAGGAAAGCCCCCUCCUAUCCUUGACUUGCUACAAACGGGGAUCUACAAAGGUUUUCAUCCACUGCAACCUUGGGGGAGAAGUUUGGACCCUUGCAAGCUGCUAUUAGGACCAUAUAUACCACUAGACAGCCUAUCAGGCACUAAGAACAGAUUAGGGGCCUGCAAGUGUACAGCAGCAUCUGUCUGUCAGUGCCAGUGGCAGACACUAUCAGCCUGCCCCCCACCCAACUGCUGCUGAAUUAAACUCCAUACCCUCCUUCCCCAAAACACACAAUUCUCAAAGUUGUAGUUGAGCAGCAGCUGGAGAUGGGAAGUCUAAUGAUUUUUGGUGGUAUAAUAACUCAUCAUUCUCUUGCAGAAUUAAACUUGAAAGUUUGUUAGAAAUAAAACAUUCGAUAAAUAGCAAGAAAAUUGCUGGUGUACAUUAGGGGGAUAACUUUAUCAUAGGCCUGUGCUUUUAACGCAAUGUACUGGCUUCUGCAUGCAAACAAAUCCUUCCCUGUUAGCUCUGCAAACGCCUGCUUAAUAUCAUGGCACCAACAUGGAGUUCUCCUCUAAAGAAAGCGGCUUCAUACCAAUCACAUUAUAAAAACAUGAAAACACAUUUAGCUGAUGGGAAAUCCCAACUGAUUAUUGGCUAAACAUCCAGUCCUCAAAUAUGCAAUAACAAAUUAAUAGAGAAUAGGGCAAACAAGCGAAAAGGGAGGAUAUUAUUGAAAAAAAAGUAUUUAUGUAAUUAUUUGAUAUCUUAUGUAAAUACAACUAAAAUACUGAAUAUUAAAAUUUAAUUUAUUUAUAAUGUAUAUAUUCAUGUAAAUAAGGCUCUUAUUUUUAGUGUGUGUUAAACCGAUUAGGUGCCAAAAGGGACGGCAGUGUAUUAGUAGUAAACCAGGUGGCACGCAAUGGGUUAAGCUGUUUCUAUUACCAUUAGUGUUUGUUUGUUUUUUUCAUUGAACUAUAAAAAAUAUGUUUUUAAUGGCCCGGCUGUGGUUUCACACACAUACACACACACAUGUGAAAAUAUGUUUUAUUUGCAUUUAUGAAACCAUGGACAAAUAAAAUAAACAUACAAAGCUCACGCAAACUCACAGUCUUGGCAGGUUAAACAGGGUGAAACACUUUUCCCAUCCAAUGCCCUGAAGCUGAAUUUGCCCAAGAACUAACAGUCAGUUUACUCACUAAAUACUUGCUUGUUUGAUCCCAGAGUCUCCAUACAAAUAUCUCAGUUCUGCACUGCGGGUUUCACAAGGAAAUCCUACUCUGUUUAUAAAUACCUCUGUCUUGGAUAAAUCUAGUUGUUGUUAUCUGCACAGUUAAACUCCUAUCUGUGCCAGUAAAAGAAUAUGAAGGCCUAUAUAUAUAUAUAUAUCUAUAUAUGUAUAUAUAUAUAUAUCUAUAUAUAUAUCUAUAUAUAUAUAAUGUAAUGAAUGUUCGAUAGAACGUUUCUCCUUGUAUUUUUUGUUUGUUUCAAAAGUCUCCGAGUUUCAAUAAAUUUUUUAUUGAAAUACA